AUGACUGAAACUAAAACAAACACAAUUCAGCACUCAAAAACAAAGCAAAAUAAAGCAAAUGACACAGAUAGAUUUCCUAAAGAUCUCGAGGAUAUUGACAAAAGAAUAAUAAUUAAUGAACAAAAAAUUCAAUAUGUAUCAAAAAUUCUUGAGGACCAUUAUGGAGGAAGGUUAACAGUAGAUUUGUUACGAAUGUUUGCUCGUCGUCUCUCGAAAUCAAUCAAUAAAUUUCUUGAUCCAUAUGCGAACAAAAAUAGACUUGGACUUCUAUGCUGGUAUGCAGAAAAUUGGGAUGAAUUAAAAUCCCACUUAGACGAAUAUAUUCCUUCACACUCAGUCAAAGCAAAUAAAAAAGAACUCGAUAGUUUAAUAGAAUAUCCAAAUCCAAUAGAUCCAUCUGAUAUUAACCAGUUAAUUAAUUUUCAUUGA
Molecule: messenger RNA, 429 nt
Organism: Trichomonas vaginalis G3
Lineage: Eukaryota; Parabasalia; Trichomonadida; Trichomonadidae
Exons: 1
Coding region: 1-429 (142 amino acids)
Source: RefSeq, a predicted model, not a curated record